CUCGCGAAUGGGCACACGCAUGCCCAAUUGCUGCCGCCGUAUGGAAUUUAUCGAAUUUUUCCGAACCGCCGUCAGAGUCAUGCAGCGCGAGAGCUGGGACGCUGUCCGUCGCGGGACUUCCCGGACAUUUUCCAUGGAGGCUCGCUAAGCGAAUCAUCCUCCCUGCUCUAUUAGUUCGUUUUCGUCUUCAGUUCAACCCUUUCGGAGAGACACGCUGCGUGCUCGAGCUCCAUUAUGACGGUCGUUAGGUGAAUCGAGGGGCACAAAAUGGGAGCAGCAAACAGCAGAGCUGCCGAAAAGCAAGGCGGCCCGACGGAGAACUCGUCGACAGCUGACGAGAACGGCGAAAACAACUCGCAGGCCGAAGACGAGCCCGGAGACGAGGAUGAGGGCCUCAAGAUGUCCAUCCAGAGGUUCAGGCGCCGUCGGACGGACAGUGAGUGCAGCGAUGGCGGCGACAUGGAAACUGCCCAGCGGCUGACCAGUGAGGAGGGCGGCGACGCGGCCGCGAUGGAACAGUCGUACUUCGAGCUGCCGGCGCCGCCGGACGGUGGCUACGGCUGGGUCAUCGUGUUCGCCAGUUUCAUGUGCAACAUGAUCGUGGACGGCAUCGCCUACACCUUCGGCGUCUUCCUCGACGACUUCGUCACGCACUUCAACGAGGGCAAGGGCACCAUCGCCUGGGCCGGAUCUCUCCUCUCGGGCAUGUACCUCAGCGUCGGACCGCUUGUGUCGGCGCUGGCGAACAAAUUCGGCUGUCGGGCGGUUUGCAUCGCGGGCUCGGUGCUGUCGUGCGUGGCCUUUGCGCUGUCCACGCUGUCGCCGAACGUGACCGUGCUGAUGCUGACCUACGGGGUCAUGGGUGGCAUCGGCUUUGGCCUCAUCUACCUGCCGGCCGUGGUCGCCGUCGGCUACUACUUCGAAACCAAGCGCUCGCUCGCCACCGGAAUCGCAGUGUGCGGCUCGGGGGUUGGCACCUUCGCCUUCGCACCCUUGGCCGACUACCUGCUCAAGACGUUCGGCGGGUGGCAGGGCGCCAACCUCAUUCUCGCAGGACUCAUUCUCAACUGCGCUAUCUUUGGAGCCCUGAUGAGACCAUUAGAACUGGUGCCAGUGUACGACAUGGAAGACAACGGCGAGAAGAGAAAACCUCUGCUGCAAAGAAUGGCGGAGGAGAAGAGGUUCGCCAUGGAGCGAGGAUCGAUUUCCGACAGUUUAGCAGGGUCCAGUUACUUUAUGGUUCAGUUGCCUGACGGCAGUAUGGAGAAAAGACUUAAAAUGCCUAUCAACAUUGACCCAGGAGUGCAUUCUAGUUUCAACCUAGACCAACUCAUCCCAGGAACCCCCGUGACCCCGAACCCCACUCUGCCCACAAUUUCCGAGUCCAAGCCAAUCGACAUCCCAAAGAUUGAGCGGCAGGACGUUGACCAAAUGGCCACGUCCGCGUCGCCGCCGGCACCGUCUUCACUGCCGAAGCCUUCGCUCCUGUCCCACGUCCCCGGCAUCACGGGUCUGCCGCGAAACGCGUCCCAGCCGGCCUUUUCCACCAACCCGGGCGGCAUCCCCAAGAACGGCAGCGUGCCCUUCUUCGACCGCAUGCGCAAAUCUAGUCUGGGCACGCAGCAGCAGACCAAGGGCGGAAACCAGCAGAACCUCGGCGUGCCCAACCGAUCCAAAACCAACCUCUCUUCGGGCCAUGACCUGCGCAAAAGCCUCCAGCUGCGCCUCAGCACCUCGUCCUUUUUGGGAGCCUCUCGAAACAACAACACCGAAGACAUCGAGUCACUCGCCCUUUCGAAGACCUCGCUGGCCAAAACCUCGCAAAUAAUGCUUCGCCCUCUCUCUCGCAAAGACAUUUUCUACUCUGGCAGCGUGGCCAACUUGCCCGAAUUCCGUCUGAGUCAAAAGUCACUGACCAUGUAUCGCCAGUCGGUCAUCUCGCUGCCGAAACUCAAAGCUGGAUCCGAGAUUGACGGCCACAUUCCCCUGGAGCCUGAGACUGGCGGCUGCUGCCCUCCGAGUGUGAGCUCUGUUUUGGCCAGCAUGAUGGACACGUCCCUCCUGAAGGACCCUGUUUUCAUGAUGAUCGGCAUUUCUAACAUUUUCGGAAUGCUCGGCCUCUAUAUUCCCUUUGUGUACCUAGUGGAUGCAGCAACUCAAGAGGGCGUCGAAAAAUCUAAAGCUACGUUUUUACUGUCAAUUAUCGGCAUAGUCAAUACUGUAGGACGCGUUUUGUGUGGAUUCGUUGCUGAUCUGCCUCAGGUAAAUACUCUUUUGAUGAACAACAUUUGCUUGGUUCUGAGCGCCCUUGCUGUUGCCGCAACUCCCUUCUGCUACGACUACACAACUUUCUGCUGCAUGGCCAUAGUAUUUGGAAUAGGCAUUUCUGGCUACAUUUCCCUCACUUCUAUUAUUCUCGUUGACCUGCUUGGCUUGGACAAAUUAACUAACGCAUUUGGCCUGCUCAUCUUAUUCAGAGGUUCUGCAGCAAUUGUUGGUUCACCACUUGCCGGCGCAAUUUACGACGCAACCAAAAACUACACCGUGCCCUUCCUGAUGGGAGGUUUUUUCUUCUUGCUGGCGGCUGGCUUUUCUUUCGCUGCCCAACCUUUGAGGAACUGCCUGAACAGGCGUGGCGGCGGCGCCGUUUUCGAACAGAGCCCUGAGGAGGACGACCUGGCGCAAAACCGCGGCUUCCUCGACCCCAUCACUGAGGAAAACGAACACAACACAGUGACCGCGCGCGAGGGCGCCAUCCUCGCGCAAAAACUGCAAAAGGAGAAAGUGCAACAAAUCGAGUCGGUCCUUUAACGAUUUACAAAAUAAAAAAGAUAGAAAAACGCGAGAAAAGUCUUGCAGAGCGUGACGUACGAACGUGAAAAGGUGUCAAUGGAAAAAAAGGACACUGCUUAUUUUUUCAAACUUUCAUCGUGCCAUCAUUGUUAAAAAUUGUACUUCUACGGAAAAAACGUAUGUAUGGUUUUGCAGAGAGUUCCGACGAACGAGGAAAAAUCAUUUAUGUCUUACACAAUUUUUAAGAUUAUAUUGCUGCGUAUGUUAAAACGAAGAAGUGAUAUUUAAUUUUUACUGCUGGAGUACUUGGGGUGUGAAUACAAACUGAAUGUAUUUUAAGCGCGAGACUCACUCUCUCCGUGUUCUUUUUUUGCUAAGUUUUAUUUAGAAUGCUAAACAAACUCAAUUAUUAACAAUGAAAGGCAUUCCAAAGCAAUUUUAAUUAACGAGUCUUAUAUUCCUCUAGCCUUAAACUCUGAUGUUAAAAGAUAACGUCUGAAAAUUCAUGACUCGAAAAUGAAACAUACAAUUUCAAACACACGCGCCAUAUAAUUAUAAAAAAAAAAAUGCAACACAAAUUAAUAUGUAC
Molecule: messenger RNA, 3382 nt
Organism: Neocloeon triangulifer
Lineage: Eukaryota; Metazoa; Arthropoda; Insecta; Ephemeroptera; Baetidae
Product: monocarboxylate transporter 2
Exons: 13
Coding region: 268-2811 (847 amino acids)
Biological process (GO): monocarboxylic acid transport; transmembrane transport
Molecular function (GO): monocarboxylic acid transmembrane transporter activity
Source: RefSeq, a predicted model, not a curated record